Sphaeramia orbicularis (orbiculate cardinalfish) is the source of this 2754-nucleotide messenger RNA. Its product is annotated as ATPase family AAA domain-containing protein 2B-like. NCBI's taxonomy places the organism in Eukaryota, Metazoa, Chordata, Actinopteri, Kurtiformes, Apogonidae. Gene Ontology annotation, biological process: transcription initiation-coupled chromatin remodeling; nucleosome assembly; nucleosome disassembly. Gene Ontology annotation, molecular function: chromatin binding; histone binding; ATP binding. Gene Ontology annotation, cellular component: nucleus. The record is from RefSeq and is a predicted model, not a curated record.
AUGCGGAACACAAGGAGAAAACCGCGGCCGACGAGCGGCCCCUUCAUCUCCUCGCGGACUAGGUCGUCGUCGAGAAUCGAGCGAAACUCUGACGAACAUAAGGAACCCAGUAGUGAUCUGAGCAGUCCCAGCAGUGCACGGUUAGCCCCCCCCAAGAGGGCCCGGCGACAGACUGCUUCAGAGCCCAGCUCCAGUGACACUUCUCCGUCUCCUCAGGUGAAGAAUCAGAGGGUCAGCUGGCACAUUCCCACCUAUUGCACCAGGUUAUCCUCUCGCAUAAUGCAAAAUGGACAUGCCCAUAUGAGUCACCGCGGCGAGGAGAAAUCCGGGACGGAUCAUUCUCACAUGAAUGGCCAUGUGGAACUGAAGAGGAGCUGCCGGGAGAAGAGCCAAUUUGAACACCUCAACCAGAGCCUGCUGUUUGACCAGCUGGUCAACAGCACUGCUGAGGCUGUCCUGCAGGAAAUGGACAACAUCAGCAGCAUCAGACAGAGCCGUGAGGUGGAACAACUUCGCAUGUGGACCGGAGACACUGAGGAGGAAAACAUGGACAUGUAUUCCCGAGUGAAGCGCAGGAAAUCUAUGCGCAGGAGUACUUUCAGCAUGCCUACACACCACAAAGUCAUAAGUAAAGCUGAGCAGGAGGAGGAAGAAGAGGAAGAAGAAGAGGAGGGAACAGAAGAAUCUCAUGAGGAGGAUGCAGAGGAAGACGAUGAUGACGGAGAUGAAGCAGAAGAGCAAGGAGAGGAGAAUGACAGACCGUACAACCUGAGGCAACGCAAGACUGUGCAGCGAUAUGAAGCACCACCUAUAGAGCCUGUGAACAGAAAACAGAGCAACCCCUCACUUUUUGACACCCAUAGAUCCCCAGCAAGAAUAAGCCAUAUAAGAGUGAAGAAACAUGCCAUUCACAGUAGUGACACCUCAUCCUCUGACGAAGAGCGCUUCGAGCGAAGAAAAAGCAAAAGCAUGACCCGGGCCAGAAACAGAUGUUUACCAAUGAACUUGACUGCAGAAGAUCUAGCGAGUGGGGUGCUCCGAGAUCGGGUGAAAGUGGGUGCAAGCCUGGCGGAUGUGGACCCCAUGAACCUUGAUAGAUCAGUGAAGUUUGACAGCGUUGGUGGCCUCAGUAAUCACAUUCAGUCACUGAAGGAGAUGGUCGUGUUCCCACUGCUCUACCCUGAGGUCUUUGAGAAGUUUAAGAUUCAGCCUCCCAGAGGGUGUUUGUUCUAUGGCCCACCAGGGACAGGAAAGACCCUGGUAGCACGGGCACUUGCCAAUGAGUGUAGCCAGGGAGACAGGAAGGUUUCCUUUUUCAUGAGGAAAGGAGCCGACUGCCUCAGCAAGUGGGUGGGUGAAUCAGAGCGCCAGCUACGAUUGUUGUUUGACCAGGCAUACCUAAUGAGGCCCUCUAUUAUCUUCUUUGAUGAGAUUGAUGGAUUGGCUCCAGUUCGUUCCAGCAGGCAAGACCAGAUACACAGUUCUAUUGUGUCUACUCUGCUGGCCUUGAUGGAUGGCUUAGACAGUCGUGGGGAGAUAGUUGUCAUUGGUGCUACAAACAGACUUGACUCUAUCGACCCGGCACUCAGGAGGCCCGGACGCUUUGACCGGGAGUUUCUGUUUAACCUGCCUGACAAAAAGGCCAGAAAGCACAUCUUGGAGAUCCACACGCGGGACUGGAAUCCCAAAUUGGCUGAGCCAUUUGUAGAUGAACUUGCAGAAAAAUGUGUCGGCUACUGUGGUGCUGACAUCAAAGCACUUUGCACAGAGGCAGCCUUGGUGGCACUGCGCCGCCGAUACCCCCAGAUCUAUGGCAGCAGCAUCAAACUGAAGCUGGAUGUCACCUCCAUCAUCUUAGGGCCUGGUGAUUUCAGUAAGGCCAUGAGGACAAUCGUCCCAGCCUCUCAGAGGGCCCUCGCUCCCCCGGGCCGAGCUCUGUCCCCCACCCUCAGGCCCCUGCUGGCCAGCUCUUUCACCUCGGUGCUGAAAGCUCUCCUCAGAGUCUUCCCCCACGCUCAGUGUACUGACAGGGACAACACACAUGGCGGUGACAAUCAAUUGUUUGAAGAGGACUUGUAUAGCGAUGAAGACAAUGAGGAAGGCUCUGCUUCCAUCUAUGAAGUCCAGCCUGCUGCAUCCCCAAAGAGUCAGCUCUCCUCUUCUGCAAUGCACAGACCCUUCCUCCAUUUCUCCAGCUCUGCUCUCCAACAGCCCACAGCUUACCGGCCUCGUCUCCUGCUGGCUGGGUCCCCAGGUUCAGGACAGAGCUCCCACUUGGCCCCUGCUUUGCUGCACCACCUGGACAAGCUGCCAGUGCACCGUCUAGACUUGCCCACUCUCUACUCAAUCAGCGCUAAGACGCCAGAGGAGUCUUGUGCUCAGGUUUUCCGUGAAGCCUGUCGGAGCGUGCCCAGUGUGGUGUUCAUGCCCCAUAUCUCAGAGUGGUGGGAGACGGUUAGCGACACUGUGAAGAGCACCUUCCUCACCCUGCUCCAGGAUGUGCCCUCGUAGCCCGUCCUUAUCCUCGCAACGGCUGAGACUCACUAUUCACAGCUGUCUGAUGAGGUAAAGACCAUGUUCCAGAGGACUUAUGGGGAGGUGGUGACACUGUGCCCACCAGGAGAAGAAGACAGGAGGAAAUUCUUCUCUGACCUCCUGCUGGUUCAAGCUGCCAGGCCUCCACCGCGCCUCAGGAAUACCGGUACUUGCACUACAGUAAUCACUUCACUGUGCACAAACACGAGACAGCUCUGA